AUGAUGUUCUAUGUGCUCCCAUUGGCUCUUUUGCUCGGAUCGUUCUCAGUCGACGCCUUCCGUGGAUUGCCAAGUCUUCCGGGAUAUUUGACAGCCUUUGGUGCUGAUGUUUCAUCGGAAGACCAAGGAAAUGGAAGAUUCUACAGUCGUGGAUUGAGAGUCAAGACCUAUCCAAGAGUUUACGGAGGACUCGAAAAUCUUGCCGAACCGAAAGAUAAAGAUCCAGUACUUGCCCAAAUCCGGCAAACAGUUCAAAUGGAUAUCCAAAAGAUUAGUGAUGAAGUCGGAUUGGUCUCUAGAAAAAUCUCUGCCAUUUACAAUAAUCAGAAACUGAGCAACGAGGAAAGAAACAACCAAAUCCAACUGCUGACCGAGAAACAUCCAAAGAUUGUGCCAGCAGUUCUCAACUUGAUCGGAAAACUUCACAAAAUCAACUCCUCCGAUCGUUACAAUAGAUUUUGA
Caenorhabditis remanei is the source of this 462-nucleotide messenger RNA. RefSeq lists its product as uncharacterized. NCBI's taxonomy places the organism in Eukaryota, Metazoa, Nematoda, Chromadorea, Rhabditida, Rhabditidae. The record is from RefSeq and is a predicted model, not a curated record. The coding region runs from base 1 to 462 and encodes 153 amino acids. The transcript is spliced from 3 exons.